Cucumis melo (muskmelon) is the source of this 753-nucleotide messenger RNA. Its product is annotated as peptidyl-prolyl cis-trans isomerase FKBP15-1. The coding region runs from base 105 to 557 and encodes 150 amino acids. Gene Ontology annotation, biological process: protein peptidyl-prolyl isomerization. NCBI's taxonomy places the organism in Eukaryota, Viridiplantae, Streptophyta, Magnoliopsida, Cucurbitales, Cucurbitaceae. The transcript is spliced from 6 exons. Gene Ontology annotation, molecular function: peptidyl-prolyl cis-trans isomerase activity. The record is from RefSeq and is a predicted model, not a curated record.
UUUUGUUACAAAAAUCUCUUUACUUUUAAAUUUAAUCACUUUCUUAAAUAUUACUAUCUGGAUCCACACAAUCACCAUUCUUAGAACAGUUUCGAGACGGGCAAAUGAAGGCUUCUCUACUUUUUCUCUUCUUGCUUGGAUGCACUUUAAUUUACGCAAAGACGACUAAGGAUGUGACUGAGUUACAGAUUGGUGUGACGGGUAGGCCAGCAUCAUGUGACAUUCAAGCUCACAAAGGUGAUAGAAUCAAGGUUCACUACCGUGGGAAGCUCACUGAUGGGACUGUUUUCGACUCUAGUUUUGAACGGGGUGACCCCAUUGAGUUUGAGCUAGGCGCUGGUCAAGUAAUUAAAGGAUGGGACCAAGGGUUACUGGGGAUGUGCGUUGGUGAGAAACGGAAACUGAAAAUUCCUGCAAAGUUGGGAUAUGGACCCCAAGGCUCUCCACCAACCAUACCAGGUGGUGCAACACUCAUUUUUGACACUGAGCUUGUUUCUGUUAAUGGGAAACCAUCAAGUGGUGGAAACUCAAAUGAUGUUGAUGACAGUGAGCUAUAGUCAAAGCAACCAUUCUACCACUUUCCCCUUUGGGUUUCUUAGAUUUACUGAUUACCUUAUCCAUGAAACCUAUUAACUUUUAGUUAUGGACAUUUAUGGCAAAAAGGUCUGGUUAUGACCUAAGUUUCCUCUAUAUUGAAUUAUAGAGAUACUUGGCAAUUUUUCUCUCCAAGUUUUAUAUCUUCCGUUUUGAUCA